This is a messenger RNA of Triticum turgidum subsp. durum (durum wheat), 2286 nucleotides long. The record is from the annotation of a GenBank genome assembly. Lineage: Eukaryota; Viridiplantae; Streptophyta; Magnoliopsida; Poales; Poaceae.
AUGGCGCCGCAAGGUAGCAUCUCGGUAGCAGGUGCAUCGCUGGUCCUGUUGCUAGCGUUGGCGUUGCAGCUCUCGGUCUCGUCACUGUCAGCAGCUGGUGUGGUGGUUCCUCCUCCGCCGCCGGACAACUGCACCCGCAGCUGUGGCAAGGUGGCCGUGCCCUACCCGUUCGGCAUCGGUCCCGGCUGCUACUGGCCGGGCUUCAACCUCACCUGCGUCGGCAACACGCUGCUGAUCGGCGACGGCACCCUCCGCGUCGACCACAUCUGGGCACACAAUUCCACGGUGCGUGUCCUACGCAGCGGCGACAUCAAAGUGCAGGAGGAGGCCAACGGCACGGGCGCCUUCGGCGGCGGCCUCAGGGACGACGGGCCCUUCACGCUGUCCGCCUACACCAGCGAGCUCGUGGUGACCGGCUGCAACGUGGUGGCGACGCUGGUGGAGCAGCACACCAACCUGACCCGGAGCGGCUGCGCUUCCAUCUGCACCAACUCCGCCGACAGCAUGGAGUUUCCCAGCAGCCACAAGGCGUGCAGCUUCGGCAAAGGCUGCUGCCAGGAGGAGAUCAUCUCUCCGUUCCAGCGAAUGAACUUCGACGCGCGGCUCAAAUGGUUCGGGCAGAACCGCACGGUGGACGAGAGGUGGGAGAAGACGCGCGUGUACGUCGCCGAGAAGGGGUGGUACGAUAAGCAGCGGUUGGUCCUGGAAGAAGCGACGGAGGUUCCGGUUCAACUGGACUGGGUGGUCGAGGUUGCCGGGGAGCCGGCGGGUCGUCGCCCCGUUCCCGGUGAUGACUGCCCCUCGUAUGUCAACCGCGACGUCUGCAAGAGCAGGAACAGCUACUGCAUGCCGGGACGGGAGAGAGGCUACUCUUGCUCCUGUUACAUAGGUCACGACGGCAACCCCUACGUCGCCGGCGACGGUGGAUGCAAAGAUGUGGACGAGUGCAAGCAGCCAGAAGAAUACGGCUGCUUCGGCGAGUGCACCAACCUGCCGGGAACGUUCCGCUGCUGGUGCCCUCGGGGAACUCAUGGCAACCACACCGUACUAGGUGGUUGCAUCAAGUCCGCCACAGUUUCAGGUGCUACCAUCGGAAUAGGAGUUGCCAGUGGGGCUGGAGCUAUUAUUUUGAUCCUCAUUGUAUUCCUCUUCACACAAAAGCUUAAGCACCAAAGAAAACAAAUGUUGAAGAAGAAGUUCUUUGAGCAGAAUCGUGGGCGACUAUUGCAGCAAUUGGUAUCUCAAAGAGCUGAUAUUGCAGAAAGAAUGAUUAUAUCCUUGGAGGAGCUAGAGAAGGCAACGAACAAUUUUGACAAAACCCGCGAGCUUGGUGGUGGUGGGCAUGGUACCGUCUACAAAGGGAUUUUAUCAGACCUCCAGGUUGUAGCCAUCAAGAAACCAAAGAUGGUGAUUCAGAAGGAGAUUGACGAGUUCAUCAAUGAGGUUGCUAUCCUAUCACAAAUAAAUCAUAGAAAUGUUGUAAAACUCUAUGGUUGUUGCCUUGAAACGGAAGUCCCCAUGUUGGUCUAUGAGUUCAUAUCCAAUGGAAGUCUUUACGAUCACGUGCACACCCAUGAACCAAAAUCACUGUCAUGGGAUGAUAGGUUGCGAAUAGCAACUGAGACAGCCAAGUCACUAGCCUAUCUUCACAUGACUGUAUCAAUGCCUAUUAUCCAUCGAGAUAUCAAGUCUGCUAACAUACUUCUGGAUGAUACUCUAGCAGCAAAGGUAGCAGAUUUUGGAGCAUCAAGGUACGUUCCGUUGGAUAAAACUGGUGUAACAACAAUAGUACAAGGCACAAGAGGAUAUUUGGACCCUAUGUAUCUAAGCACGGGGAGGCUGACGGAGAAAAGUGAUGUUUACAGCUUUGGUGUCAUGCUUCUAGAACUGCUAACUAGAAAGAAGCCAUUCUCAUAUUUAUCUUCUGAAGGAGAUGGCCUUGUUGGACACUUUUCUACCCUGUUUGCAGAAGGCAAUUUGCCACAGAUACUAGAUCCACAAGUUGUGGAUGAGGGAGGCCAAGAAGUAAAAGAAGUGGCUAAGCUUGCAUUAACAUGCCUAAAAUUAACAGCGGAGGAUCGUCCAACAAUGAGACAUGUGGAGUUGACACUGGAGGGUCUUCAAGCAUUCAAGAGGAAUAUAAUAGAUAAUGUAUUGGUCGAGAGAUCCGAGGACCAUGGUACUGCGACGAGUGGCCCAACUACAGGUCAUCCCAAUAUGAAAGAAUCAAGCAGACAAUAUAGUAUGGAAGAAGAGUUCUUGCUAUCCUCAAGGUAUCCUCGGUAG